AUGUCCACAUUUUACCUCAUACUGGGUGUAAUUCUACUCCUUUCUUCGAUAGCACUCAUAGUUUUGCUCGGAGAUCUCCCCAAUUAUAGAGGAACCAUUCUGCAUAAGUUGAAUCAACUACUUGUUGAUAGAGUUGCACACAAAAUUACUCUCCAAUUUACCACACUCGAUAAGAGAUUUUUCAACGGAUACCUAUCGUCAGAUGAAUCACUACGAAGAUUAGGCUGGAUUGCAGGUUGGAUCAUACCUGUGUUCUAUCUAGCCGUGUUCAGUCGAUGUCUUGCUUUUUUCUUCCAGUAUACAUACCCUCAAAUUCUAAAGUUGUCUUCUGAAGUUAACUGGACUCUGAGGUACUGGAUUUUUAUACUGCCACCGAUACUUCUCAACUAUGGCUCGUUCUUUCUUGCAGUGUUAUCUGACCCAGGUUAUAUGUUAGAGUCAAUUGAUAAGGAACACGUCAACAUUAGUAAAAUCCAAUCUGAGUUUCCGUAUGAUGAUCUAAUAUUUUUCAAGGUGGAUUGCUCCACUUGCAAAUUCGUGAAACCAGCCAGAAGCAAGCAUUGCUCAAAUUGUGACAAAUGUGUCUUGAUGUUUGAUCACCAUUGCAUUUGGUUAAAUAAUGAUGUGGCAUACUACACCUACCGAUGGUUUCUGUUAUUUUUGUUCUCAACUUGUUUCAUUUUUCUAUACGGUGGGUAUCUUUCAUAUUACAGUUUGAAGCUUGAAAUCCAAAUUUCCAAAGAUAUACCCAAAACUAUAACUGCAGCUCCAUUGUUGCUAAAGUACUGGAGAUUGAUUAAAAAUACUACGUUUGCUAACGAGAUAUCAGGAAUAUUGCUUCUUCUAUGCAUGUUCCUCUUUCCGGCCGUAUCCUUCUUUUUGGGAGAAACUUUAUGGUCCGUAUAUCUUGGAGUUACCACGAACGAAACUGCAAAGUGGGACUACAUUAACUUGUUGGUCCAAAAUGAAAUGCUUUACGAAUUCAUUCCGAGAAACGGAGAUGCUAAUGUUUUUCUUAUCUUGAAUACUAGGUUACCCAAUGGUACGAUCCAAUUCAUCAAGUUAGAAGACAGAAAACCAUUUAACAAUGAUACCGGAGGGCAUUUGAGAAGGAUAAAAAAUUGGGAUGACAUGAACAACGUUUACGAUAUGGGCUUUUGGAAAAAUUUACACCAAAGACUGUUUCCCAAAAAGUUGUUUUGA
This is a messenger RNA of Pichia membranifaciens NRRL Y-2026, 1203 nucleotides long. RefSeq lists its product as hypothetical. Gene Ontology annotation, biological process: peptidyl-L-cysteine S-palmitoylation; protein targeting to membrane. Bases 1 to 1203 code for a protein of 400 amino acids. Gene Ontology annotation, cellular component: Golgi apparatus; endoplasmic reticulum. NCBI's taxonomy places the organism in Eukaryota, Fungi, Ascomycota, Pichiomycetes, Pichiales, Pichiaceae. Gene Ontology annotation, molecular function: protein-cysteine S-palmitoyltransferase activity. The record is from RefSeq and is a predicted model, not a curated record. The transcript has a single exon.